AUGAUUUUACCUAUUUCUAUUAAUCCUAAAGAAGAUAAAGUGUAGCAUGAUUAGGGUAGUAAAUUGUUUAAAAAUGAUAUUUAGGUGAUGAAUUAUCAGAUUUGAAGCUACAUCAAGAAGCAUCUUGGAAUGAAGCAAUUACUAUAUACCCAAGCAAUGUUGAUGCAUAGAUUGGUAAGGGUAAUUUAUUGUUAAAUGUCAACAUUUAGGUAUUGCAUUAGCAGAUUUGAAAUAGUGUUAAGAAGUAAUUUAAUGCUAUGAUGAACCAAUGCUGAUUAGCCCUGAAUAAGUUGAUGUAUGGAAUAGCAAAGGUAAUUUAUUGUUGAAUAUUAUAAUAUCUAGGUGAUGCAUUAUAUAAUUUGAAUCAAUGCUAAGAAGCAAUUGAAUGUUAUAAUUAAGCAAUAGCUAUAAAUCCUAAAUAUGCUCAUGUAUUGUAUAAUAAAGGUAAUUAAUUGUUAAAUAUAAGUAUAUAUAUAGCUAAUGCGUUAACCAAAUUGAAUCAAUAUCAGGAAGCAAUUAAUUGUUACGACAAAGCUAUUUCUAUUAAUCCGAAAUAUGAUCUUGCAUAAAAUGGAAAGGGUAGUUAAUUGUUUAAUAGGAAUAUUUAGGUUAUGCAUUAAAAAAAUUGAAUCAAAAUCAAGAUGCAAUUUCAUGUUUCGAUGCAGCUGUUUCAAUUAACCCUAAAUUUGAUAGUGCAUGGUGUAACAAAGGUAAUUACUAAUUAAAUAUUAAUAUUUAGGUGAUGCAUUAUUUAAUUUGAAUCAAUAUCAAGAAGCAAUUUAAUGUUACAAUGAAGCAAUAUCUAUUAACCCUAAAUAUGAUUAUGCAUGGUGCAACAAAGGUAAUUAAUAAUUAAAUAUUUAUAUUUAGGUAACACAUUACAAAAAUUGAAUCAAUAUCAAGAAGCUAUUGAAUGUUACAAUGAAGCAAUAUCUAUUAACCCUAAAAAUGUCGAUAUAUGGAAUAAUAAGGGUAAUCUAUUAAUAAAUAUUAUAUAUAGGUAACACAUUACAAAAAAUGAAUCAAUAUGAAAAAGCAAUUGAAUGUUACAAUGAAGCAUUAUCUAUCAGCCCUAAAUAUGUUGAUGCACUGAAUUCCAAGGGUAAUUUGGUGUUAAAUAUUAUUAUUUAGGUCUCUCAUUAUUCAAUUUAAAUCUAUACUAAGAAUCAAUUGAAUGUUACAAUGAAGAAAUAUCUAUUAACGCUAAAUAUCUUAAUGCAUAGAAUGGCAAGGGUAAUCUAUCAUUUAUUAUUACUACAUAGGUGAUGCAUUAUCCAAUUUGAAUCAAUUUGAAUAAGCAAUUGAAUGUUACAAUGAAGCUAUAUCUAUUAACCCUAAAGAUGUUGAUACAUGGAAUAACAAGGGUAAUCCACUUAUGAAUAUUAUUAUAUAGGUAACACAUUAAAAAAAUUGAAACAAUAUGAAGAAGCUAUUGAAUGUUACAAUGAAGCAUUAUCUAUUAACCCGAAAUAAGCUUAAGCAUGGAAUUAGAAGGGUAUAAACUAUAUUCAAUUCUAAUAAUUAGGCAUUGCAUUAGAAAAUUUGAAUUAAUUUUAAGAAGCAAUUGAAUGUUACAACGAAGCAAUAGCUAUUAACCCUAAAUCUGAUUAGUUUUGGAAUAAUAAGGGUAACUAAUUGCUAAAUAUUAUUCUAUAGGCAUUGCAUUAAGAAGGUUGCAACAAUAUAAAGAAGCAAUUGAAUGUUAUAAUGAAGCUAUAUCUAUUAACCCUAAAUAUGUUGAUGUAUGGUAUAACAAGGGUAAUUUGGUGUUAAAUAUAAUUAUUUAGGUCUCGCAUUAUAUUAUUUAAAUCAAUACUAAGAAGCUAUUGAAUGUUACAAUGAAGCUAUAUCUAUUAACCCUAAAGAUGUUGAUGCAUGGAAUAACAAGGGUAUUUUGGUGUUAAAUAUUAUUAUUUAGGUGGCGCAUUAUAAAAUUUGAAACAAUAUCAAGAAGCAGUUGAAUGUUUCAAUGAAGCUAUAUCUAUCAACCCGAAAUCUGAUUAUUUAUGGAGUAAUAAGGGUAACUCAUUUAUAAAUAUUAUUUUAAAGGUAAUACAUUAAGAAAGUUGCAACAAAAUAAAGAAGCAAUUGAAUGUUAUAAUGAAGCAAUAUCUAUUAACCAGAAAUAUGCUUAAGCAUGGAGUUAGAAGGGUAACCAAUUGCUAAUAUUAAUUUUAGGUCAUGCAUUAUACAAAUUGAAUCAAUUCUAAGAAGCAAUUGAAUGUUACAAUGAAGCAAUAUCAAUGAAUCCUAAAUCUGAUACUGUUUGGAAUAAUAAGGGUAACUAAUUGCUAAUAUUAAUUUUAGGUCAUGCAUUAUACAAAUUGAAUCAAUACUAAGAAGCAAUUGAAUGUUACAAUGAAGCAAUAUCAAUGAAUCCUAAAUCUGAUACUGUUUGGAAUAAUAAGGGUAACUAAUUGCUAAUAUUAAUUUUAGGUCAUGCAUUAUACAAAUUGAAUCAAUACUAAGAAGCAAUUGAAUGUUACAAUGAAGCAAUAUCAAUGAAUCCUAAAUCUGAUACUGUUUGGAAUAAUAAGGGUAACUAAUUGCUAAUAUUAAUUUUAGGUCAUGCAUUAUACAAAUUGAAUCAAUACUAAGAAGCAAUUGAAUGUUACAAUGAAGCAAUAUCAAUGAAUCCUAAAUCUGAUACUGUUUGGAAUAAUAAGGGUAACUAAUUGCUAAUAUUAAUUUUAGGUCAUGCAUUAUACAAAUUGAAUCAAUACUAAGAAGCAAUUGAAUGUUACAAUGAAGCAAUAUCAAUGAAUCCUAAAUCUGAUACUGUUUGGAAUAAUAAGGGUAACUAAUUGCUAAUAUUAAUUUUAGGUCAUGCAUUAUACAAAUUGAAUCAAUACUAAGAAGCAAUUGAAUGUUACAAUGAAGCAAUAUCAAUGAAUCCUAAAUCUGAUACUGUUUGGAAUAAUAAGGGUAACUAAUUGCUAAUAUUAAUUUUAGGUCAUGCAUUAUACAAAUUGAAUCAAUACUAAGAAGCAAUUGAAUGUUACAAUGAAGCAAUAUCAAUGAAUCCUAAAUCUGAUACUGUUUGGAAUAAUAAGGGUAACUAAUUGCUAAUAUUAAUUUUAGGUCGUGCAUUAUACAAAUUGAAUCAAUACUAAGAAGCAAUUGAAUGUUACAAUGAAGCAAUAUUUAUUAACCCUAAAUGUGAUGAUUUUUGGAAAAAUAAGGGUAAUUAAUUGCUAACAUUAAUUUUAGGUCGUGCAUUAUACAAAUUGAAUCAAUACUAAGAAGCAAUUGAAUGUUACAAUGAAGCAUUAUCUAUUAACCCUAAAAAUGUCGAUAUAUGGAAUAAUAAGGGUAAUCUAUUAAUAUAUAUUAUUAUAUAGGUAACACAUUAGACAAUUUGAAUCAAUUUGAAGAAGCUAUUGAAUGUUACAAUGAAGCAUUAUCUAUUAACCCUAAAUAUGUUUAUGCAUGGUAUAACAAGGGUAAUCUAUUAAUAUAUAUUAUUAUAUAGGUAACACGUUAGACAAAUUGAAUCAAUACUAAGAAGCAAUUGAAUGUUACAAUGAAGCAUUAUCUAUUAACCCUAAAAAUGUUGAUAUAUGGAAUAAUAAGGGUAAUCUAUUAAUAUAUAUUAUUAUAUAGGUAACACAUUAGACAAUUUGAAUCAAUUUGAAGAAGCUAUUGAAUGUUACAAUGAAGCAUUAACUAUUAACCCUAAAUAUCUCAAUGCAUGGAUUGGCAAGGGUAAAUAAUUGUAAAAUUUGAAUAUUUAGGUCUCUCACUAUAUAAUUUGAAUCAAUAUGAAGAAGCAAUUAAAUGUUUCAAUGAAGUAAUAUAUAUUAACCCUAAGGAUGUUGAUGCGUGGAAUACCAAGGGUAAUCUAUCAUAUAUUAUUACUAUAUAGGAUAUGCAUUAUUCAAAUUAAAUCUAUACUAAGAAUCAAUUGAAUGUUAUAAUGAAGCAAUAUCUAUUAACCCUAAAUCUGAUUAUGCUUUUGAAAACAAAGGUAAUGAUAUUUUUUAUUCAGGUUUAAUCCUACAAACAUUAGAAAAACACAUGGAUGCACUCUCAAAUUUUGAACAAGCACUUAAAAUAAAUCCUACCGCUCUUAGAUUAAACCAUAAAGGUAAAUUAAUCUUUAAUUUCUUUUUAGCUGAUUCAUUAAUUGAAUUACGUAGAUAUUCAGAAGCUAAAUACUUUUAUUUAUCUGCUUGGGGACAGCAUGCCUUUAUAGAAUUUGAACUAUCAUAGUUAUGA
This is a messenger RNA of Paramecium octaurelia, 4218 nucleotides long. NCBI's taxonomy places the organism in Eukaryota, Ciliophora, Oligohymenophorea, Peniculida, Parameciidae. The record is from the annotation of a GenBank genome assembly.